AUGGCGAGUGAUAUGAGGCACACAUCAAGCAACACAAGAAGGCCAAGUAUGGGUUCAAACUCCAAAUUACUAGCUGGAAAAUCCUUUCUCCUAGAUAUUGGAAAUCGACAAUGGCGGACAAAGGUAGCUGAACGAAUUCUGAAUUACGGAGCGAACAUUAUGGAUUCGUUCGGAGAAGUAGACCCGCAUGCUGUUGUCUCUGAUAAUCCGAUGGCAUUGAAGUUCGAGAAAAAGGAUGGCAGUCAACAUUUUAAUGAAAAAAUCAGAACUCCCCAGAGUUUCCUAAAACAAAUGGAUGCCUUCGCCAAUAAAAAAGGGAAUACCACAUCGGCAACAACUUCACUCAGUACCAUUCGACCACGGACUGAUCUCAAAGCCACUAAAGAUACCCUGACAAGAACUGAGACACCCGUUGUGCCUCAACGAUCCUCAAAGUCCCGUCAAUCUUCUGUUCCGAGAACUGCUAAAGUAUUUGUGCGAGUCGAAGCUCCUACUAAACGACCAGAGAUUCGGUGUAUACCCAGAACAGCAUAUGAUACUCUGUACGGCGGUAGUGAUACGGGUCAUUCAGUAUUCAGAAUCGCAGAAACGGCAUUGAAAGAGAGAAGAGUUCGAGAGUAUGAUCUAUUCGUGAAGGGUCGAUACGAGCCACAUAAGAAACCUUUCAAAAUGGAUGAGAAGGAUAAAUUUUGUCAGUUUUGCGAGAAAGAAUACAGUGGAGAGAGGAAAGAUCACGAAAGAACCGACGAGCAUCGAGCCAAAGCCAGAACUCGAGGCCUCCUUCCAGCACUUGAAAGAGGAAUUUUGAGCGCUCGACUGAAAUUGAAGAAUAGCCAAAAUCAGGUGAUGAUGGUGGCGAAACGAAAACUGGAUGACAACGCCUUUCAAGAACAAUCGAAAAGAGCACGCGUCGAGUUUGAGUACGGUGAAAAUAUGGUGAAGGCAGAUUGGCAAAGUUUGAAAGAGAACAAUUUAACAACAGUGAUUCCCGAGAAAAUUCUGAAAGUGUCGCCCGGAAAAGGCUCUGUCCUCUCGCCACGACGUCGUCAGCAACGAAUUCAACCUCGCACAAGCCAAGGAGACUUGAUUUGA
Messenger RNA from Caenorhabditis briggsae, 1092 nucleotides. The record is from RefSeq and is a predicted model, not a curated record. Lineage: Eukaryota; Metazoa; Nematoda; Chromadorea; Rhabditida; Rhabditidae. The transcript has 5 exons. The coding region runs from base 1 to 1092 and encodes 363 amino acids.